Amorphotheca resinae ATCC 22711 is the source of this 664-nucleotide messenger RNA. RefSeq lists its product as hypothetical. The coding region runs from base 269 to 634 and encodes 121 amino acids. The transcript has a single exon. The record is from RefSeq and is a predicted model, not a curated record. NCBI's taxonomy places the organism in Eukaryota, Fungi, Ascomycota, Leotiomycetes, Helotiales, Amorphothecaceae.
CUCUGCUGUGUUCAAUUCAUCCACUCAUCCAGUCCUUUCUUUCCAUCCAUCAUAACCUCAUAAGAAGCCACGCAACCCUGCGCCAAUCCCGAAUCUACAUCCAUCUCAGCCAGCCCCUAUCUCACAUCUCGAAGUUCCCCUGUCAUAAAAGAAAGGAGAGGAAAGAGAGAAGACAUACAUACCAACAGUGAUCAUUCCGCCCCGUCAUCGACGAAUUCGCCGCUAUGUCGAACACACGCCUGCGCGCAGACCUCGAGAUCCGUCUACUAUGUUCAUCAGCCCGCUCUCCAGCCCCAGAACCAGAACUCCUCACCACGCGCUUGAGAUACCUACACUCUCUCCUCCAUGUUCCUACCUAAUCUGCUCCUGCGGAUAUCGCGCCCCCUUUUCUUCCCACCCCGACAGAUCAGCCUCUCCUCCCCUUUUUCUCCCAGAGUCCCAGAAUAGGGUAGGUAAGGAGGUCAAGGAAGGUCAAUAUACCCAUUUCGUAAGCAGCAGCUUAGGCAACACCGCAUUCACCCUCCCCUUCGGCCGCCAAACACCUCAUCAGAUGCAGCUGCACCGCCUUGCGCACACUAUCCGGCAAGCUGUUCCCGCCCGCGAUCUUCCCCGCGAUGCUGGAACGCAUGAAUAGCACGCCGCCCUCAUCAUUCUGGUUGAAGAU